Molecule: messenger RNA, 2191 nt
Organism: Poecilia latipinna (sailfin molly)
Lineage: Eukaryota; Metazoa; Chordata; Actinopteri; Cyprinodontiformes; Poeciliidae
Gene: tbx20
Product: T-box transcription factor 20
Exons: 8
Coding region: 378-1700 (440 amino acids)
Biological process (GO): cell fate specification; regulation of transcription by RNA polymerase II; positive regulation of DNA-templated transcription
Cellular component (GO): nucleus; chromatin
Molecular function (GO): RNA polymerase II cis-regulatory region sequence-specific DNA binding; DNA-binding transcription factor activity, RNA polymerase II-specific
Source: RefSeq, a predicted model, not a curated record
GCGAUUGGAGGGCAGACUGGAAUAAUAAGGGGAGGCUGGACCGGAGCAGACUGAAGCGUCCCAAAGAGCCGCCGGCCUCAGGUCUGACAACCCCCAGGAGUCAGCCGUGCGCUCUUCCUUCACCAUGAAUCCAGCACGACCCCCACAUCGGCAGCAAUAACACCUUUUUGCUGGCUUUUUGAGUGCUGAUUGUUAACCUGUCUGCGCCUGUAAACUCUGAACGCAAGAAAGUCCUGAAAUCUGGGAGAAACUGCGCGCGUAAUUCCCUCAAUCUUUACUUCCUUCUGCCGCUUGGAGCCGAAAGCGGCCGGUAUUUCUGGAGGUUUUCUGCUUUUAUUUUAUCAGAGGAGAAUAUUUUUGCCUUUUGACACACCGACAUGGAGUACACGUCAUCCCCGAAGCCGCAGCUCUCAUCCCGGGCCAAUGCUUUCUCCAUAGCCGCCCUGAUGUCCAGCGGAAAGUCCAGCAAGGACAAGGAGGCGGAGGAGAACACCAUCAAACCUCUGGAGCAAUUUGUGGAGAAAUCCUCCUGCAACCAGCAGGCUCUGGCUGACCUGUCAUCCCUGGACGGGCACGGGGACUUCAGCGGGAGCGCGCCCGCGGUGUGCACGGAGCCCCUCAUCCCCACCAAUCCCGGCAUCCCCAGCGAAGAGAUGGCCAAAAUCUCGUGCAGCCUGGAGACCAAAGAGCUGUGGGACAAAUUCCACGAGCUCGGCACUGAAAUGAUCAUCACCAAGUCUGGAAGGCGGAUGUUUCCUACCAUCCGGGUCUCUUUUUCCGGAGUGGACCAGGACUCCAAGUACAUCGUCCUGAUGGACAUUGUUCCGGUGGACAACAAGCGGUACCGCUACGCCUAUCACCGUUCCUCCUGGUUGGUGGCCGGCAAGGCCGACCCCCCUCUGCCCGCCAGGUUGUACGUCCACCCAGACUCUCCGUUCACCGGAGAGCAGCUGAUGAAGCAGAUGGUUUCCUUCGAGAAGGUCAAGCUGACGAACAACGAGCUGGACCAGCACGGACAUAUCAUCCUGAACUCUAUGCACAAGUACCAGCCACGAGUUCACAUCAUUAAGAAGAAGGACCACACCGCCUCGUUGCUCAACCUCAAAUCGGAGGAGUUUCGCACCUUCGUGUUCGUCGAGACGGUCUUCACCGCCGUCACAGCCUAUCAGAACCAGCUGAUAACCAAGCUGAAGAUCGACAGCAACCCGUUCGCCAAAGGUUUCAGGGAUUCGUCGCGGCUGACGGACAUGGAGAGCAGGGAAAGUGUUGAGAAUCUGAUCCACAAGCACUCGUACGCCCGAUCGCCGAUCAGAACCUACGCUGGCGACGAGGAGAACCUGAGCGAAGACGGACACACCACACACACCAGAGGAUCAGCGUUUACGGCCUCAGACAACCUCUCCCUGAGCUCCUGGGUUACCACCACCUCAGGCUUCUCGGGUUUCCAGCAUCCUCAGACCCUGUCAGCCAUGGGGACUGGAACCGCCUCCUUACCCCACCCCAUCCAGGGAUCCCUGCCCCCGUACAGCCGGCUAGGCAUGCCGCUGACGCCCAGCGCUCUGGCUGGAACCAUGCAGGGCAGCGGGCCGUCCUUCCCUUCCUUCCACAUGCCCCGCUACCACCACUACUUUCAGCAGGGGCCCUACGCUGCCAUCCAGGGACUCCGCCACUCCUCCACAGUCAUGACGCCCUUCGUAUGACUUCACACAGCAGAGGGCCAGAACUCAGUCUGACCUUCAAAAGGGUGCAGACCAUUAAUCCUCAUCACUCCUCAUCUGGCUUGCACCUGUCCCUCCGGUUGUAAAUAAUUCACCUGCAGCGAGUGGGGCGACAUGAAGAGGAAUCUGCACACUGAACUGAGGCAGACUGUGCUCCUCUCUCAGGAUCUGACUCCUAAGAACAGCUCCGAUGUAGGAAAAGACUGAUGACUUCAUUGCAAAGCAAAUGCAAGACAAAAAUACGUGCAUGCAUGUUUUAUUUCAGCCCUCGAAUACAAAGUACACUUUCUAAAUGUUUUUAAAAUGGCAGCAAAACCCUGCAGGGUGCGAUUCCUAAAAAAUGACAGACGGAGGGUGGAUGGAACAAGCAGCCAUCUUAGCUCCUCUGUGUUAGGAGAGCCAUAUGUACAGUUCAGAAUAACGAUGACACACUCUGGGAUCCACUUACUCAGAGGUUUCUCGCUGUAAAUUAU